AUGCAGAGACAUUAUGUCAUGUACUAUGAGAUGUCCUACGGGCUGAACAUUGAAAUGCACAAGCAGGCAGAGAUUGUCAAGAGACUGAGUGCCAUCUGCGCCCAGAUUAUACCCUUUCUAACUCAGGAGCACCAGCAGCAGGUCCUGCAGGCUGUGGAGCGGGCCAAGCAGGUGACCAUGGGGGAACUGAACAGCAUCGUCGGGAGCAUUUCUGCUUCCCCUCCCGAGAGUCUGCAGGACGAGGAGCAGACAGGAGGCACAGGGCUGAAGCAGAAGCGGGAAGAGAAGGACCUGCCUGGGCAUUACGAUAGCGAUGGGGACAAGAGUGACUACAACCUUGUGGUGGAUGAGGACCCCCCCUCAGAGCCCGGCAGCCCUGGCUGCACACCCAGCAGCCAGUUCCCACCAGCCCGCAGGGAGAUGCCUGAGAGCCCUGCCUCCAUCGCCUCUAGCCGGAGCACAACACCCCUCAAGCUGAAGGACCAGAGUCUGACUGACCCUCCAGCCAGCGCUCCUACCUCCAAGCCCUCUGCUUCCUCACCGCCCCGUGACUCCCUCACGCCCAGCCCUGGCCCCAGCUCGGCCGCCCUGCUCCGGCAGCCCCCCACCAAGGCACCUGCCACUGACACCAUCACUCUCCGCAGCCCGCUGAGCAUGUCCAGCCCCUACAUGUCCUCCUUUGGGAUGGUGCCUCAUGCCACCCUCAACGGGGAGCUUCCAGCCCCCAGCAUGUACAUGGGAAUCCACCUUUCGCCGCAGGUCAGCAGCGCCGUGAUGUACGGCCGGUCCCCAAUGGUGGCUUUUGAGUCACACCCUCACCUGAGGGCUUCCACCAUCUCAUCUUCACUCUCCACCAUCCCUGGAGGGAAACCUGCCUACUCCUUCCAUGUCAGCGCUGACGGGCAGAUGCAACCGGUGCCUUUCCCACCCGAUGCCCUCAUUGGCUCCGGCAUCCCCCGCCAUGCGCGGCAGCUCCACACCCUGACCCAUGGUGAGGUGGUCUGCGCCGUCACCAUCAGCAGCUCCACACAGCACGUCUACACUGGGGGCAAGGGCUGUGUGAAGGUGUGGGACGUGGGGCAGCCGGGUACCAAGACGGCCGUGGCUCAGCUGGACUGCUUGAACCGUGACAACUACAUCCGCUCCUGCAAGCUGCUCCCCGAUGGCCGGAGCCUGAUUGUGGGGGGGGAGGCCAGCACCCUCUCCAUCUGGGACCUGGCGGCCCCCACGCCACGUAUCAAGGCUGAGCUCACCUCCUCUGCCCCCGCCUGCUACGCCCUGGCCAUCAGCCCCGAUGCCAAAGUCUGCUUCUCCUGCUGCAGUGACGGCAACAUCGUGGUGUGGGACCUGCAGAACCAGACCCUGGUCAGGCAAUUUCAAGGCCACACAGAUGGUGCCAGCUGCGUUGGGUACUGCCCGACGGGAGAGUGGCUGGCGGUGGGCAUGGAGAGCAGCAACGUGGAGAUCCUGCACGUGACCAAACCAGACAAGUACCAGCUGCACCUCCAUGAGAGCUGUGUCCUCUCCCUCAAAUUUGCCUCCUGCGGGAAGUGGUUUGUGAGCACAGGGAAGGACAACCUGCUGAAUGCCUGGCGGACGCCCUAUGGAGCCAGCAUCUUCCAGUCUAAAGAGUCCUCGUCGGUGCUGAGCUGUGACAUCUCCGUCAACAACAAAUUCAUCGUUACGGGUUCGGGCGACAAGAAGGCCACAGUGUACGAGGUGGUGUACUGA
Molecule: messenger RNA, 1731 nt
Organism: Nipponia nippon (crested ibis)
Lineage: Eukaryota; Metazoa; Chordata; Aves; Pelecaniformes; Threskiornithidae
Source: RefSeq, a predicted model, not a curated record